Messenger RNA from Scophthalmus maximus (turbot), 3639 nucleotides. Its product is annotated as adiponectin receptor protein 2. Gene Ontology annotation, biological process: adiponectin-activated signaling pathway. Gene Ontology annotation, molecular function: signaling receptor activity. Gene Ontology annotation, cellular component: plasma membrane. NCBI's taxonomy places the organism in Eukaryota, Metazoa, Chordata, Actinopteri, Pleuronectiformes, Scophthalmidae. Bases 1 to 1446 code for a protein of 481 amino acids. The record is from RefSeq and is a predicted model, not a curated record. The transcript has 8 exons.
AUGGCAGCGGCGGCAGAGGCGGUGUCGCGCCCGUUUGACGAGGAAGAAAUGCCAGAUUACUUCCACGGGAACGUCGUCCCGCAAAGUCCCGAGUGGAGGCUGGUCCAGCGUCUCAAGCUGGACAGAGUGGAGACGAGCGGGGCCGAAGGCCCGGCCUUCGUGCUGCGACACAGAACUUCAAACCUCACAGAACACACCACAGAUAGCACGCCUACAGAUCCCCGGGAGAAUGGAGACACACCCACCUCAGGUUCUUCAACCAGUCACCUCAGCACUGCCGAGUGCCCCUCACACAAUGGGAGUGUCCCAGAGUGCGACGAGGAGAGGAGAAAAAAUGAAGAUGACAACGGAGGAAGUGAAGCAGGAGAGGAGAAGGAGCAGGAGGAGGACGAGAGGAGCAGCGACGAAGGUUUCAUGGGAAUGACGCCGCUGCUGCAGGCUCACCAUGCCAUGGAGAGGAUGGAGGAGUUUGUACACAAGGUGUGGGAGGGCCGGUGGCGCGUCAUACCUCACGACGUGCUCCCCGAUUGGCUGAAGGACAACGACUUCCUGCUGCACGGCCACAGGCCGCCCAUGCCUUCGUUUCGCGCCUGCUUCAGGAGCAUCUUCAGAAUCCACACGGAGACGGGCAACAUCUGGACACACCUGCUAGGCUGUUUGUUUUUCCUCUGCCUGGGUAUGAUGUACAUGUUCAGGCCCAACAUGUCGUUUGUGGCUCCGGUCCAGGAGAAGGUGGUGAUUGGGGUGUUUUUCCUGGGAGCCAUCCUCUGCCUCUCCUUCUCCUGGCUCUUCCACACGGUCUACUGCCACUCUGAGGGGGUCUCCAGAGUCUUCUCCAAGUUGGACUACAGCGGGAUCGCCUUCCUGAUCAUGGGCUCCUUUGUUCCCUGGUUGUACUACUCUUUCUACUGCUCCCCUCAGCCCUGCUUCAUCUACCUGAUAGUGGUGUGUAUACUGGGACUGGCCGCCAUCACCGUCUCCCAGUGCGACUUUUUUGCCACGCCGCAGUACAGAGGAGUCAGAGCAGGUAGAGCGAGAUCCGAGCGACGCCACGUCUGCAGAUAUUUCUCCGCGCCGUGUCGUCUUUUGACUUUGGGCUCAUUGUUUUGCUCUCUGUGUUCAGGAGUGUUUGUGGGUCUGGGUCUGAGCGGCGUGGUUCCCAGCCUGCACUUUGUAAUCAGCGAGGGUCUGAUCAGAGCGACCACCAUGGGUCAGAUGGGUUGGCUGCUGCUGAUGGCGACGCUCUACAUCACCGGAGCCUGUCUGUACGCCGCUCGCAUCCCCGAGAGGUUUUUCCCUGGCAAGUGUGACAUCUGGUUCCACUCUCACCAGUUGUUCCACAUCUUGGUUGUCGCCGGGGCUUUUGUCCAUUUCCACGGCGUCUCCAACCUGCAAGAGUUUCGCUACACGGCGGGAGGAGGCUGCGCCGCGGACGGCACUCUCUAACACACGCACAUUCACUCGCGCACAUUGUAUGGGGAGGCACCGGUUCUGCUAAUGUGCACAGAAUUACACACACGCACGCGCUUCUCAAACCAAACGGAAGGUGGAAGCGGCUCGCGCGGCGCGUGUCUGGGUGCCUAUUAAACAGGAGGGCCUCCCGGGCGGCGCUAUUAAAACUGAGGAGGGGUUUUGUUCUCUUUCUGUUCCUCCCUCUGUCUCUCCAUCCAUCCCCAACUCCUCUCGCUGCGUUGCUCUGACUUUGCGACACGGCGCCUUUUGUAAAACAGUUUCCGAGACUCUACCCUUUUCCCGGAAGGAUCUAGGUUUGCUCCGGAGGGGGGCGCGACGCUCAAAACCUCCCGCGUGGAGUCGUGACGUUUAAUAGUUUGAUUUGAAGACGAAGCAUAAUUGUGGCUUUCAAAAAAGAAGGACAAAAAAAAAAAAAAAAGAAGACAUUUUCAGGUUGGUUUUUUUUUGCCGAAUGCUGUUUUUCCAAGUCGCGUUUUAGUGCAUUCCAAUAUGUAAAAAAGAGAAGGAAUUGAGCGGGAAAUGUCUUUGGAUUUGUUCCGUGAGCGCGAAGGUCGCAGGGGGAGAUGUUUGGGCGGGUGGGGGGCGUUAAUAGUCACUUUAAAGCAGAAAAAGAAACCCUUUUCCAUGUAAAUAAGAUUUCUAAAGUUUGGGUUAUAGAUUUGUACGAAAUAAAUGUGGGGGGGGGGAAAAAAUACAAAAAAUAUGUUGCAAUACGACGGCAAGAAGAAAUGAAAGUAUGUCAGACGGUCAAACCAAUUUGUUUGAUCUACAGCCGUUCUAGCAGUGAGGUGCAGUAGAUGCUGCGACUGGAGAGAAGAGAAGCGCUUCAGACGCCGUCACGCGGUUGAGCGUACGCAAGGAGGGGAGGCCGAGACGGAACGCGAGGCGCGACGCGGGAUUCUCGGCGAACGAGCGGCGACUCGGAGACCCGCUCGCGUUUCGUGUCCGGCGACUCCCGAGUCACUUCCCCGACCCCCGAAAGCCGGCAAGCGUAAACGAGGAGACUUGUACAGAGCGUCGGUCGCGCGCUGGGUCGCGCGCACGCGUCUGGUGUCGAACCUGCGGCCUCGCGUGUUUGUUUUUCAAGCGUCACGGAACGGGUGCGCCGAUUCCCCAAAUCAGAGCUCGCGAAUGAAACGUCGUCGCGUGCUUGAAACCAAAUGUAGAGAGUCAAAAGUACGAGGCUUAAAAAAAAGAGGCGUAGCCGUUUUUGUUGAUCCUCUUUCUGUAAAUUGUCUUAUAUUGUAUAUCUAAAGAUGAAACAAAUUUCUAUGCCAUCUAUAGAAGGCGAUCCUGUUUUUUUAUGACGAGCCCUUAGACGACUCCUUAAAACACGUCGCGGAUAACAAAGACAUUUUUAUUGUUUGUUUUAAUUUGUUUUUGUUUGUUUUUUACAAACAAGGCCGCAGAGUCACAAAUGAUAUCCUUUGCGGUACAGUAAUGAAACAGCACAGGCGCAGUUCGUCGUGGUCGUCGUCCUCCUCCUCCUCUGUGACACUUUGUAACAUUGGCAUCCACGCAGAAAAAAGAUACUCUGUCUGAAAACAUGUUUUUGUGUUUUGGUCUCUGACUGGAUUGUAUUUGAAGUUAUCCACUGCUGCUUUUGGUAUUAUCAUUAUUAUUAUUAUUAUGGCUAUAACUAUUAUUUGUGUUAUUCCAAGCUUUAAUUUCACUUUUUCACGUUCUUUUCUCUUUUUCAUCCGUCGGUAUUGCUCAGUUGGAAACCUUCCCGAGUCGCUCUUGACCUAAAAAUAUGCUUCCAAAAAGUUCCGGCAAACUGUUACCAUAACUACUACAGACAAUGACCCUUCAUUUGGAGGUUCAUUCAAGGUGACCUUUUUAAAAGUCUUGCACGGCGGAAACACUCAUUGAUUGAUAUAUUAUUUCGAAUUGUUUGAAAUUUCUCUGAACAGCAAGUUGAAAUAUUGUUUGGAACGAUUGUCAUCUCGUCUUUGCUUUUAAGAAGAAUACUUUGUAUUUUUAUCUCUUUUGAUUUCCCCCCCAUCAUUUUCUGUUUCGAUUUGAUCUAGUUUAUAUUAAUUUAUUUCUCUUGGGGAGCGCACGCUGUCUGUCGAAGCACACGUUCCGUACCGACGGGAGCGCCUGAUUGCAAAAGACCUUUAUAUCUGCUGUAUUGUUGUAAUAAAAAAGUUUUUUUGAAUCUGC